This is a messenger RNA of Acanthopagrus latus (yellowfin seabream), 2533 nucleotides long. It is a transcript of the gene slc24a5, whose product is annotated as solute carrier family 24 member 5. The transcript has 11 exons. Gene Ontology annotation, molecular function: calcium, potassium:sodium antiporter activity; calcium channel activity. Lineage: Eukaryota; Metazoa; Chordata; Actinopteri; Spariformes; Sparidae. Bases 401 to 1960 code for a protein of 519 amino acids. Gene Ontology annotation, cellular component: membrane. Gene Ontology annotation, biological process: calcium ion transmembrane transport; melanocyte differentiation; intracellular calcium ion homeostasis. The record is from RefSeq and is a predicted model, not a curated record.
AAAGCUUAAAUAUAAGAGUGGACGCUGCACCAUGGCUCAGACAUGGUGCAGUGAGUGUGAUAUUUGUUCUGUUGAUGUUCUUGUUCAUAUUUUUCUGCCUCAGCCAAGUUUACUCUAGUCUGUUUUUUUUUCAAACAGAAACAAUCUAGACUAAUUACUCCACACAGGGGCGCCAUUUACUCACUGUUGUCCAUUAUCGGACAAUAUAACACAGUUUUGACACGGUGAUCCAUCACAGCAGGAGAAGCGUGUGCGGCCUUAAUGAGCUGCUGUGCUGCCCGGCAGCUCUGAUGCAAUCUAAAUGCCAACGAGUCUGUUAAGUGAUUAAUUGGCAUUCAUAGAGCUACAAGAGCUCGUGCUCAGUGUUUUACCUCAAUGCGGCCAGCAACAUGACCAGCACAUGCAAACUUCAGGUGAAAUGAAGGAAGUAAUGAGCAGCUCACCUGUUGCUCUGCGGCCCGGCUGCUGUGGAGACACACCGUCCGUCAGCUCUGCGUCUGCUGAAGCGGUGUUAUAUUUGACAGCAAAAUCAGCUGAGGGGAGUCACUCUGCCAGGGUGCGACGGGCUCUGGAGAAUGAGACAGAGUGCAUCUCUCCACAAUCCUCAGAGUUUCCUGGUGGUUUCUUCACGGUGCAGGAGAGGAAGGAUGGAGGGCUCAUCAUUUAUUUUAUGAUCAUCUUCUACAUGCUGCUGGCUGUGUCCAUAGUCUGCGAUGAUUACUUUCUGCCCUCCUUGGAAGUAAUCAGUGAACGUCUGGGUCUGUCUCAGGAUGUAGCCGGAGCCACGUUUAUGGCAGCUGGGAGUUCUGCACCGGAACUGGUCACAGCCUUUCUGGGUGUGUUUGUGACAAAGGGCGACAUCGGGGUCAGCACCAUCGUGGGAUCGGCAGUCUACAACCUGCUAGGAAUCUGUGCUGCAUGUGGACUCUUGGCCUCUAUGGCAGGGCGACUCAGCUGUUGGCCACUGUUCAGAGACUGCCUGGCAUAUGGCAUCAGUGUCUCUGCUGUUAUUGCCAUCAUUUCAGAUAACAAGGUGUACUGGUACGACGCCGCCUGUCUGCUGAUGGUCUACGUUGUCUACAUCAUAGUUCUGUGCUUCGACCUUCGUAUCAGUGAGUUUGUCCUGAGGAAGCUGAGCCCCUGCUGCACCUGUCUGGGUAAAGGAUCCGGCGAAAAGACGGAGACGCAGCCUCUGAUGGGCUGGAGCGACGUCACCAGUCUGCGAGUCAGCAGUCGGUCCAGAACAGACAGCGGGAUCUUCCAGGACGACUCUGGAUACUCCCACCUGUCCCUCAGCCUGCAUGGCCUCAAUGAGAUUCCUGAAGCAGAGCAUAAAAGUGUGUUCGCUGUGCCGGAGAGCGACCUGAAACGGAUCUUCUGGGUCCUCUCCUUGCCCAUCAUCACUCUGCUCUUCCUGACCAUUCCUGACUGCAGGAGAAGGUUCUGGAAGAAAUGGUUCAUGAUAACCUUCCUCAUGUCGGCCGUCUGGAUCUCGGGGUUCACAUACAUACUGGUGUGGAUGGUCACUGUGGUCGGCGAGACUCUCGGCAUCCCUGACACAGUUAUGGGACUCACUCUGCUCGCUGCUGGGACCAGUAUACCUGACACUGUGGCCAGUGUGAUGGUGGCCAGAGAAGGGAAAGCUGACAUGGCCAUGUCCAACAUCGUGGGCUCUAAUGUGUUCGACAUGCUCUGCUUGGGCCUGCCAUGGUUUAUCAAGACUGCCUUUGUGGACACAAACAACCCCGUGGAGGUCAACAGCUCUGGGCUGGUCUUCAUUUCCUGCACGCUCCUCCUUUCCAUCGUCUUCCUUUUUAUAUCCGUUCACAUUAACGGAUGGAAGUUGGACUGGAAGUUGGGAAUCAUUUCUCUCAUCUGCUACAUCCUCUUUGCAACUCUGUCCAUCCUGUAUGAGUUGGGGAUUAUUGGGAAUAAUCCUGUAAGACUUUGCAGUGACUGAGAUCUGACCCCCUGAGGACCGAAGCCAUAUCCUCUGAGACUAACAACAGUACAAAAACACAAGUGUCAAGCCUAGAAUGUCAAACCAAGGAGGUCUGGUCCCCUUUACAUACCGUUAAAGAUACUGUGCCAUGACAGACGUGUGCUGGUCACAUCUCAUGACGAGGAUGACACUAUGUAUGUCACUAAAAGUGGAAAUGUGCCAAAGAUCACUCUCUUCUGUUUGUGUAGCCGUCAGCCCAGACACCUUACAUGAAGAAGACCCGUUAUCAAGCUCUGCUGUGUCUUCUGUCUUACUCAAGAACCAUAAACAGAAAAUGUGCCACCACAGGAGUAACUGCAGUUCAGAUAAAUCCAGAAUUGACUGGUCAGAGUCAAGUAAUAAAAAAGGUGUCAACCAUAAUCAUGUGGCCUUGUCCUUCCUUUUUGGUCGGUGGGUGAGUGGAGACAAAGAGGCACCAUCUACGCAACACUGAUAAGCUUUUAUGAGCCCUUUUAUAAGUCCUUACUGUUUGCAAACAGGAAGGGGGGAAGAGCAAAAAAGACAAAGAAUUUUUCCACGUGUCUUUUCUUA